AUGCUAUACGAAAUCCUCUACUGGCUCUACUACUCCCUAAUACUUGUAUUCGCUAUUGUUAAACAUCGACAAGCAUGGAGUGUUGUAAUUAUUAGCGUCAAUCUGUUCCUUCUUGCUUUACAAAUAGUAGUCGCUGCGGUUGGCGUAUGGAAGGAGAAACCACGGUUACUCCAAACUCAUCUCAUAUUCCUCUGUCUGACAAUGAUAUGGGAUUUAUGUAUGACGACAGGAUUCUUCAUAUUGGCUGUUUAUCCAAAGGCUAAAGAUGACCAACUGAUCAAUUACAAAGGAGCGGACUUCAAUGCCCGUACAUUCGGAGUCGUGAUGGGAAGCUUAAUGGUGAUGUUCUUCAUAAUACGGAUAGUUUCGACGUGGAUUAUUUGGAAAUACUGGAACCUUCUGCACAAGCGAGAACGACGGAAUUCCGACGCACACUACUAUGCACUACCAACAAAAGUAUGA
Ostertagia ostertagi is the source of this 462-nucleotide messenger RNA. The record is from the annotation of a GenBank genome assembly. NCBI's taxonomy places the organism in Eukaryota, Metazoa, Nematoda, Chromadorea, Rhabditida, Trichostrongylidae.